AAAAACCUUUUCCCCUCUCUUAGCAAACAUCAACUUGGCCUUCGGCCGAUUCAUCCCGUACUACUUAACUCCCAUCGGAAAACCCCCUUCUCAUACUCUCAGAGAGCGUCGAGAGAAGAGUCAAGAAGUACACUAUCAGAUAUCCGCUUCCAGCAGAAUAAUGUCGAUGAAAACCAUUGUCACGGUGGCCCUUGGUGUUGCUAGUCAACUAGCUAAUGCUCAGGGUCUCGUCACCAACUGUACUUGGCAGACUGGCCUGAUGGUAGACAGCUUCCUUGGAAUGUACUGCAAUAACGACGACUGGGCGAGAUACAGCUACGACUGGACUUGGCUUGACACCAAUGCCUGCUUGGCCAACUCCGGUGGAAACCUCUAUCCUUACGGCAGCGGUAAUUAUUGGUCAACCUGUGACAACUGCACAGUCCAUGGAAGCAAUGUGAAUUUCCUUCUCAAUUGUAACUGCCUUAACGGAAACGGCCAGUUUUCUCCUGCUACCUACGAUCUCAACCGUGUGAUCUGGAAUCACGACGGCAUCCUCGGCUGUUUCAACCAUAUUGGUAACAAGACAGAAAAGGGCCCCUUUUAAUCCGGGUAUUUUUUUUCUUCCAGAUUCACGUCAUGGUGAACAAGAAUCCGCUCUAUAGCAUCAGAGACCUAGCACGUUGUGAUACAGGCUAUUCUACAUACAUGGCCUUUGAUAUCUCGAGAUACUACGAACGGGGCGCU
Molecule: messenger RNA, 726 nt
Organism: Annulohypoxylon truncatum
Lineage: Eukaryota; Fungi; Ascomycota; Sordariomycetes; Xylariales; Hypoxylaceae
Exons: 5
Coding region: 161-586 (141 amino acids)
Source: RefSeq, a predicted model, not a curated record